ACCAAGAUACCAAUCUCCAAUCUCUUCAAGCUUAAUUCAUAAUCGUAGUUGAAUCGAUCACCACCCAUGGAGUUCCUCCUCCCACACCCAGUACCUUCCAUUUUCGCAUUUCUUCUCUUUCUCUACUACCUCCAUAGAAAAAGAAAGACUUCAACCAACAAUAGAGUCAUCCCCCCGGAAGCAGGGGGAGCGUGGCCUGUAAUCGGCCACCUUCCCCUCUUAGCCGACCGGGGACUGGCCCACAAGGUGUUGGGAGCCUUAGCCGACAGACACGGACCGAUAUUCACGAUCCGAGUUGGUGUCCAACGGGCCAUUGUGGUGAGCAACUCAGAUAUAGCCAAAGAAUGCCUCACCGGCUCGAACGACAGGGCGUUCACGAACCGGGGGAAAUCCAUAGCGUUGGAGCACUUGACUUAUAACUACGCCAGCUUCGGGUUCGGACCUUACGGGACUUACUGGCGCGAGAUGCGGAAGAUUUCGGUGACUGAGCUUUUGUCGAACCAGCGGCUCGGGAUGCUCAGCAAUGUGCGCGAGUCGGAGGUGGAAAACUCGGUGAGAGAGGUUUAUAGGAUGUGGGUGAAGGAGGGGAGUUGUUUGGUGGAGAUGAAGAGAUGGUUUGAAGACUUAACCAUGAAAGUGACUGUUAGAAUUCUCGCAGGUAAUGCAAAAAUAGAGGCGGAUGGGGCAUAUCGGGCGGCAUUAAAGGAGUUUUUUGAGCUAGCGGGAGCGUUCAUCAUAGCGGACGCGAUUCCUUUUCUAAGGUGGUUGGAUAUGGGAGGGUACGAGAAGAAGAUGAAGACGACGGCAAAGAAAAUGGAUGACUUGCUUGAGCAGUGGUUAGAAGAACAUAAACGGAGGAGAAAUUCAGGCGGGGUGGCGCCGGAGGCAGAGAAAGACUUCAUGGACGUGAUGUUGGAAAUUUUAGAUGAUGGUACAAAUGAGGCCCUAAAAUUUUUUGAUGCUGACACAAUCAACAAAGCUACAUGUUGGGGUUUUACGUUAGCAGGAGCGGAUACCAUACCGCUAACUCUUACAUGGGCCGUGGCUUUGCUCCUCAACAAUCCGCAUGCACUAAAGAAAGCCCAAGAAGAACUAGACACCCAUGUUGGCAGGCAAAGGCAAGUCAAAGAAACAGACAUGAAAAACCUCGUCUACAUACGAGCCAUAAUCAGGGAGACCAUGCGUUUGCACUCUCCGAUCCAACUCUUCACCAUACGGGAAACCACGGAGGACUGCACCGUGAGAGGGUACCACGUCCCAGCCGGCACGCGCCUGUUCGUGAACCUGUGGAAGAUCCAUCACGAUCCGCAGGCGUGGGCGCCCGACCCGUGGGAGUUCCGGCCCGAAAGGUUUUUGACGACCCACAAGGAUGUUGAUUUGAGGGGGAAGCAUUUUGACUUGAUUCCGUUUGGGAGCGGGAGGAGGGUCUGUCCCGGAAUCUCUUUCACGACUCAGAUCCUCGAGCUUACGCUGGCUAGUUUGGUACACGCUUUUGAAAUUGCGACGCCGACGGGUGAGCCUGUUGACAUGACCGAGGGCUCGGGUUUCCCGAAUAAGAAAGUGAUGCCGCUUGAAGUCCGCCUCACUCCGCGCUGGCCUCCUGAACUUUAUGGAGAAUAGCGACCGAUGUAUGAGAGAACGUUGUUUCAUCUUUAUAGGGAUAUCUCAAAGUUCUGUUUAAAAAGGAGUAAAAAAUAAGGAUAUCUCGGGUGUACUAAAAAAAAAAUCAUCAAUUGUGUUAGUUGUUGUAGCAGUUCUGAAAACAUGAACAUGUAAUUGUCUUGUGUAA
This is a messenger RNA of Rhododendron vialii, 1789 nucleotides long. Its product is annotated as cytochrome P450 CYP82D47-like. NCBI's taxonomy places the organism in Eukaryota, Viridiplantae, Streptophyta, Magnoliopsida, Ericales, Ericaceae. The record is from RefSeq and is a predicted model, not a curated record. Gene Ontology annotation, molecular function: oxidoreductase activity, acting on paired donors, with incorporation or reduction of molecular oxygen; heme binding; monooxygenase activity. Gene Ontology annotation, biological process: defense response to other organism. The transcript is spliced from 3 exons. Bases 67 to 1620 code for a protein of 517 amino acids.